Messenger RNA from Maylandia zebra (zebra mbuna), 645 nucleotides. Lineage: Eukaryota; Metazoa; Chordata; Actinopteri; Cichliformes; Cichlidae. The record is from RefSeq and is a predicted model, not a curated record.
UCUGACAUGUAAAGAUCUUUAUCAGUGUACUGAUACAGGUUCAUGUUUUGUUGUUGUCAAACCAAAGAAAUAAUCCCAUAUUUUCAUGCAACUCCAGGCAGCCGUGUGGCAUUUGGAGCAUCUAUCGGCAAUGUUGGAAAUACUGGACCAAUGAAUGCAGAGAUCACACUGACUUACAAAUAUGUCUUCUUUAACUCAGGUUCUUACAACCCUGCAACAGGUAUUUUCACUGCUCCUGUCAGAGGAGUUUAUUACUUCAGUUUCUUUGGUGCUAAUCCUCCACCUGGAAACAGACAUCACAGAGUACAAACAAUGCCCCCGCAUGCUGUGGCAAGUAACAGCAUGGUGUGGCAAGUAACAGCACCACACGGCAACAAUGACCUGGGUCAUAACACUAAUAUAACAACUAGACCGAUGGGGCUGCGUCUGAUGAAGAAUGGAGAGCAGAUGGUGACAGUGUACAACCAUAUUGCUGGAAAUCGCUAUGAGACAGCCACCAAUGGCAUGACUCUGCAGCUGGCUGCAGGAGACCAGGUGUACAUGCUCCGUCCGGACACCUGGAUUUAUGAUAAUGUCAACAACCACAGCACCUUCAUUGGCCAUUUGUUAUUCCCUCUGUAAGCUCAGACAAGCAUAGUUUGAAUA